This is a messenger RNA of Topomyia yanbarensis, 3894 nucleotides long. RefSeq lists its product as uncharacterized. The record is from RefSeq and is a predicted model, not a curated record. NCBI's taxonomy places the organism in Eukaryota, Metazoa, Arthropoda, Insecta, Diptera, Culicidae. The transcript has 2 exons. Gene Ontology annotation, molecular function: nucleic acid binding. Bases 1 to 3894 code for a protein of 1297 amino acids. Gene Ontology annotation, biological process: DNA integration.
AUGGCUGAUGACGGUAGUGAGUUGAACGGACAAAAUGGUGUUGACCCCCCAGGACUGUUAAAUCAACGGCAGCAGUUGAAUCAGCAGAUUAAUCCCGCACCAGCGGCCCACCAGCAGCAGCAAUUUUUCGCUCCCGUUGUGACUACACACCAGCAACAGCAGCCGUUCAUUCCCGUUUCUGCAGCUCAGCAGCAGCUGUUCACAAACAUUCCGCCCCACCAAUCGCAACCCCAGGUCAGCAAUGAUAUGCUCAUGCAAAUAAUGCAGAUGAUGCAACAGACGAUUGCUCAAAGCCAACAGCAGUUUGCUCAAAACCAGCUCCAACACCAACAGCUUAUGGCUCAGCUGGUACAGCGGCAGCAACAGUCCGACGAGCAGCAACAACAGUUUUUUCGUACUAUUGCAUCGUCAAUAAACGUGCAAGUGCCACCGAACCCGGAACAGAUCCUUGACUCCUUGGCAAGCAAUAUCAAGGAAUUCCGGUACGAGAUCGAGAAUAAUGCCACUUUCGCAGUGUGGUACUCUAGAUACGACGAUCUUUUCGAGAAGGAUGCUGCUAGGCUGGAUGACGAGGCAAAAGUUCGUCUCCUAAUGCGAAAGUUGGGUUUAGCAGAGCAUGAGAGGUACGUAAGCUUCAUUUUACCAAAGUUUCUCAAGCAUUUUAGUUUCGCACAGACAGUUGACAAGCUCAAGAGCCUGUUUGGAGCGAAAGAGUCGGUUAUCAGUCGUCGAUACCGAUGUCUGCAAAUCGCGAAGAAUCCUACUGAGGAUCAUGUGGCGUUCGCGUGUAGGGUAAACAAGGCUUGCGUAGAAUUUGAACUGGGAAAGCUCACGGAAGAACAGUUCAAAUGCUUAGUAUACGUGUAUAGUCUGAAAUCGGAGAAUGACGUCGAGAUUCGUACCCGUCUCCUUACAAAAAUUGAGGACAAUAACGACGUUACAUUGGAGCAGCUCUCCGAGGAGUGUCAGCGUCUGUACAACCUCAAACACGACAGUGCGAUGAUUGAGUCUGCAGCACCAUACAACCAAGUGCAAGCGAUACAGAAGUUUGGUGGGAAGCGAUUAGGCGAGCGUGACCGAGAGUCACCACAACUGUCUUCGAGUGCUACCGGAAGGAAGCCAAGUUAUCCUUGUUGGCUUUGCGGUGCAUUACAUUUCGUCCGAGACUGUAGUUACGACAACCAUAAGUGCUCCGAUUGCGGCCAAGUCGGACAUCGUGAAGGAUACUGCGACAGUGCAAAAUCUCGGAAACCUGGAAGCAGACGUAAGAAGCGAGACGUCUCGGCCAAAGUGGUGGUGGUCGACGUAUGCAGCGUGGAGCAGCGACGCAGAUUUGUAUCUGUUGGCCUAUCUGGAACGGAUAUUCGACUGCAACUUGACACUGCAUCUGACAUCACUGUCAUCAGCAGGGAGAGUUGGCAGAAACUCGGUAGCCCUGCGCUUUUGCCAGCAACAGUCAAAGCGAAGACAGCAUCUGGUAACAUUUUGCCACUCGAUGGGGAAUUCGAGUGUGACGUCACAAUCGGAGAAAGUACACGACGUGAUCUGAUCCGUGUUACCGAGAAACAACUACAUCUACUCGGUUCCGAUUUAGUCGAGAGUUUCAACCUUUGGUCCGUGCCCAUGGACACCUUCUGCUGUCACGUGUCAGGCUCUCCUGCGGCACCCGCUGCACUGCAAUCGAUUUUUCCAAACGUGUUCACCGAUCAGCUCGGUUUGUGCAGCAAAACUAAAGUGAAGUUGGAGCUGAAAAAAAGUGUUCGACCCGUCUUCUGCCCUAAGCGCCUGGUUGCGUACGCGAUGUAUGAUGCCGUUGACCAGGAGCUCGACCGACUGGAAAAUUUGAAUAUCAUCACCCCAGUUGAAUAUUCGGAGUGGGCUGCUCCUAUCGUUGUCGUCCGUAAAGCCAAUGGUUCCAUUCGAAUUUGUGGAGACUAUUACACGGGGCUUAACGCUGCGCUCCAACCAAAUCAGUAUCCACUUCCCCUACCGGACGAUAUCUUCGCCAAGCUGACUAACUGUAAGGUGUUCAGCCAGAUCGAUUUGUCCGAUGCUUUCUUGCAGGUGGAAGUCGACGAACAGUACCGUAAGUUGCUAACCAUCAAUACGCAUCGUGGCCUCUACUCCUACAACCGCCUCCCGCCAGGUGUGAAGAUCGCACCUAGUGCCUUCCAGCAGCUCAUCGAUACAAUGCUAGCCGGUCUGCAGUUCACGUGUGGCUACCUCGAUGACGUCAUCGUCGGCGGAAAAACUGAAGAAGACCACGAUCGCAAUUUGCGGGCUGUUCUAAAACGAAUUCAGGAUUUCGGGUUCACCAUUCGAGUCGAUAAAUGCACCUUCCGCAAGCAGCAAGUGCAGUAUGUGGGUCAUAUUGUCGACAGUCGCGGAUUACGUCCAGAUCCGGCCAAAAUCGAAGUGAUAUCCAAGCUGCCGCCUCCAACCGAUGUAUCUGGUGUGCGAUCAUUUUUGGGGGCUAUCAACUACUACGGCAAGUUUGUUCCCAAUAUGCGCAUGUUACGAUAUCCGCUGGACAACCUUCUCAAGGACGAUGCGAAGUUCCAGUGGACUGAUGAGUGCCAGAGAGCGUUCGAGCACUUCAAACAAAUACUCUCCUCGGAUCUACUUCUCACACAUUAUGAUCUGAAGCGGGAAAUCAUUGUCUCUGCCGACGCUUCUGCCGUUGGGCUCGGGGCAACGAUUAGCCACAAGUUCCCCGACGGCACAAUCAAAGUCGUCCAACAUGCUUCCAGAGCACUCACAAAAGCUGAACAAGGCUACAGCCAACCGGAUCGUGAAGGUUUAGCUAUCGUCUUCGCCGUCACGAAGUUUCACAAAAUGCUCUUCGGACGGCACUUUCGUUUGAAAACCAACCACCAGCCUUUGCUCCGUAUCUUUGGUUCUAAAAAGGGAAUACCGGUCUACACAGCCAACCGCCUCCAACGAUUUGCGCUCAAUCUACUGCUGUACGAUUUUGACAUCGAGUACGUGCCCACCCACAAGUUCGGCGACGCAGACUUACUCUCGAGGUUGAUCAACCAGCACGUCAAACCCGAUGAGGACUAUAUCAUCGCCAGCAUCAACCUGGAAGAGGACCUCAGACAGGAAUCACUCUCCGUGGUAGAUGGGUGCAUCAUGUUUGCCGAACGGCUCGUCAUCCCGUCGCUCCAUCGCAAGCGAUGCCUCGAACAGCUCCAUUGUGGCCAUCCUGGUAUGCAGCGUAUGAAGGCCCUCGCUCGAAGCUACGUGUAUUGGCCCAGUUUGGAUGCUGACAUCAUCAACUUCGUCAAGGCAUGCCAACACUGUGCGGCCGUAGCCAGGUCACCUCCUCACUUUCCACCGGUGCCGUGGCCCAAGCAGACCGUUCCGUGGCAGCGCGUCCACGUGGAUUAUGCCGGUCCAAUCGAAGGCGAAUAUUACCUGAUCGCCGUCGACUCCUUCUCCAAGUGGCCAGAAAUCAUUCAAACGUCCCGUAUAACCUCGGCGGCAACCAUCAGCAUUCUCGGUGGGUUGUUUGCUCGGUUGGGUAUGCCUGUUACACUAGUCAGCGACAACGGAACCCAAUUCACGAGCGCUGAAUUCGCAGAUUUCUGCGCCUCAAACGGCAUCGAACACCCCACAACUGCUCCGUUUCAUCCACAAUCAAAUGGCCAAGCUGAACGAUUUGUUGACUCGUUCAAAAGGGCUGUUACAAAAAUUCGAGAGGGGAGAGGGUCGAUACAGCAAGCGUUAGACAUAUUCCUGUUAACGUACCGAAGUACACCCAACCGGGCACUGCCAGACCAAAAGUCGCCGUCCGAGGUCAUGUUUGGUCGUAAAAUACGUAUGGGUAUAACGUAUGGGUCGAUGAUCGCCGAAUGCUGCGUUCCCAUAUCAACCAACUCCGGAGUCGCCUAG